AUGUUAGAUCAAGAGGAAGAAGGAAAACAAAUUGAAGAGCUGCUCUUAGAAAUUUCUGUGUUCCACCUCUUUAAGAGGAGAGACUAGUCCCAAGUCUGACUCAGUUCACUGAAAGUAACUCUCUUCUUAACAUUCUUCUAGCCUUUGGAUAAAACUGGAAGAAGAGGACACUCAAAUUUUUGGUUCUGAAAACUGGAACUAAAACAGAAAGAUGGCAAGCCUGAGGACCAACACUCAAACAGACCCUGAAAUUGAGCUUUUUGUGAAGGCUGGAAGUGAUGGGGAGAGUAUUGGAAACUGUCCAUUUUGCCAACGCCUCUUCAUGAUUCUCUGGCUUAAAGGAGUUAAAUUUAAUGUGACUACUGUUGAUAUGACCAGAAAGCCUGAAGAGUUGAAGGACUUAGCCCCAGGUACCAAUCCUCCCUUCUUGAUAUAUAACAAGGAGUUGAAAACGGACUUUAUUAAAAUCGAAGAGUUUCUAGAGCAAACAUUGGCUCCUCCAAGGUAUCCUCACCUGAGUCCCAAGUACAAGGAAUCCUUUGAUGUGGGCUGCAAUCUCUUUGCCAAGUUCUCUGCAUACAUUAAGAAUACACAAAAGGAGGCAAAUAAGAAUUUUGAAAAAUCUCUGCUCAGAGAGUUUAAGCGUCUGGAUGACUACUUAAACACCCCACUUAUGGAUGAAUUUGAUCCAGACAAUGCUGAGGAACUCAGAGUUUCCAGAAGAUUGUUCUUGGAUGGGGAUCAGCUAACACUGGCUGACUGCAGCUUGUUACCCAAACUGAACAUUAUUAAAGUUGCUGCCAAGAAAUACCGUGACUUUGACAUUCCAGCAGAAUUCUCAGGAGUCUGGCGCUAUCUCCACAAUGCCUAUGCACGUGAAGAAUUUACCCACACAUGCCCUGAAGACAAAGAAAUUGAAAACACCUAUGCAAGUGUGGCUAAACAGAAGAGUUAGAAUAGUUCUUUCAGGAGAAAAAGCUAUAUUUGUUAUUACAUUUCACUUUCUGCUUUAUUAGGAAAAUUUUUUGAAAUAAGAAUAUGAAAAACAAUAUUUGCUCUAUCCAGCCAACUUAUGAAAAAUAACUGUAUUUUCUGUAUAUGAGUAACCAUAAAAAAUCUGUUCAUUCUAUAUCUUACAGAUCUUCACAUUUUCAGUUCAUUUUUAUUUAUUCCCAUGAUAAACCACUGCAAUAUUGAAUGACAUGGAAAGUAUCAAGAUAAUUUUACAUUUUUAUUAGUUUAUUGUGCACAUAAGUUUAUUUCUGACAUGGAUAAUGAAAUCAGAGAGUUAACGUAUCAAAGAAGCAAAUUUUAAAAGAAUUAUUUUUUUAAAUUACUAAAAAGACCAAGACCAAUUGGUCUUAGAACAGAUUCAAAACCUAAAAAUAUGACCACCUCAGAGAUCAGACUGUUUAUAUUAUUGUUAAAUGAGCAAGUAUUUAUUUGAUAAAACAUAAUUUUAAAAAACAAGAUCAGAAGCAAAUAAAUAGCAAAUCUGCAAAGUCAACUGGAUCUUUUAGUCAUAGAAAUAAGGAAACUAAAAGAGUUGGAUGACCAAAAAGUCUUGUUGCUAUUUGUGAAAAGACAAAAUACUCAGUCCUUAAAGGAUGAUCACAAAAUUUUCUAUAGAAUUUUAAAUGUAUUGUUAUUUAGAUUCAUGUUCUAUAUAUCACAUAUUAAAGUACUCUCAAGUCUGGAAACAAAAGCUGAACUUAACUCUUUCUCCUUUAAAGGAGUAACACAAGCAAAAGUAUAUCUCCCAAAAAGGAAACCACAGGUUGGGAACAAUGAUACACAUGUGAAACCCUAGAGACUUGGGAAGCUGAGGCAGGAUGAUAACAAGUUUGAGGGCAGUCUCAACAAUUUAGCAAGACAUGUCUCUAAAUAAAAAAUGAAAAGGGCUGGGGAUGUAGCUCAGUGGUAGAGUACCCCAGGUUUGAUCUCUGGUAAGAAAGGACAGGGGGACACAGUGUUAUAUUCUAGGUUUUGAGUAAAGAAUAGAGUUUAGACAAAAUUUACAUGAAGUAGUAUUUUAAUAGGUUUCAAGAAAAAUAAGACAAUGAGUGAAGAGUUAACACCAGGCAUAGGGUUAGAAAUGACCCAAAA
Molecule: messenger RNA, 2106 nt
Organism: Urocitellus parryii (Arctic ground squirrel)
Lineage: Eukaryota; Metazoa; Chordata; Mammalia; Rodentia; Sciuridae
Gene: Clic2
Product: chloride intracellular channel 2
Source: RefSeq, a predicted model, not a curated record